Tupaia belangeri chinensis (Chinese tree shrew) is the source of this 3176-nucleotide messenger RNA. It is a transcript of the gene LRRN2, whose product is annotated as leucine rich repeat neuronal 2. NCBI's taxonomy places the organism in Eukaryota, Metazoa, Chordata, Mammalia, Scandentia, Tupaiidae. The record is from RefSeq and is a predicted model, not a curated record. Gene Ontology annotation, cellular component: plasma membrane. Bases 343 to 2493 code for a protein of 716 amino acids. The transcript has 3 exons. Gene Ontology annotation, molecular function: protein binding.
GACCCAGGCUGAUGGGGCCAGGAGGUCUCCUCAAGGCAGCUUCGCAUUCCCAGGCUUAGCCACAGAGAUCCCCAGCAGAGGUGGGGCCUUACAGUGUACGGCAGCUUCCAGGGCUGCAAGGGAGCAUGGCAAUGAGUGAGCAGGCCCAGCCCCAGAGGAUGACGAUGAGGCUCAGCACCCAGGCGGGCCGGAAGUGAUGGUGACCCAUCCUGGUGUAGAAUGACUGCCCUUGGAGGGCAGCUCCCCAGGCCCUGGCAGGGCUGCUGACCCUCAAUCCACAGAACGCAAAGAGCAGGACUCCAGACUCUUCUUGUGGAUGGUUCCCGGCCCUGCGGCUCCACCAUGAGGCUCCUGGUGGCCCCCGUCCUGCUAGCUUGGGUGGCUGGUGCCAUUGCUGCUGUACCCGUGGUGCCCUGGCGUGUGGCCUGCCCUCCUCAGUGUGCCUGCCAGAUCCGGCCUUGGUAUACACCCCGCUCGUCCUACCGCGAGGCCACCACCGUGGACUGCAAUGACCUGUUCCUGACGGCGGUGCCACCAGCACUCCCUGCGGGCACUCAGACCCUACUACUGCAGAGCAAUAGCAUCGUCCGAGUGGACCAGAGUGAGCUCGGCUACCUGGCCAAUCUCACUGAGCUGGACCUGUCCCAGAACAGCUUUUCAGAUGCCCGAGACUGCGACUUCCACGCCCUGCCCCAGCUGCUGAGCCUGCACCUGGAGGAGAACCAGCUGACCCGGCUGGAGGACCACAGCUUCGCGGGGCUGGCCAGCCUGCAGGAGCUCUAUCUCAACCACAACCAGCUCUACCGCAUCGCCCCCAGGGCCUUCGCCGGCCUCGGCAACCUGCUGCGGCUGCACCUCAACUCCAAUCUGCUGAGGGCCAUUGACAGCCGCUGGUUUGAGAUGCUGCCCAACCUGGAGAUCCUCAUGAUAGGUGGCAACAAGCUGGACGCCAUCCUGGACAUGAACUUCCGGCCCCUGGCUAACCUGCGCAGCCUGGUGCUGGCGGGCAUGAGCCUGCGAGAGAUCUCUGACUACGCUCUGGAGGGGCUGCAGAGCCUCGAGAGCCUCUCCUUCUAUGACAACCAGCUGGCUAGAGUGCCCAGGCGGGCGCUGGAGCAGGUGCCGGGGCUCAAGUUCCUGGACCUGAACAAGAACCCACUCCAGCGGGUGGGGCCAGGGGACUUUGCCAACAUGCUGCACCUCAAGGAGCUGGGGCUGAACAGCAUGGAGGAGCUGGUCUCCAUCGACAAGUUCGCCCUGGUCAACCUGCCCGAGCUGACCAAGCUGGACAUCACCAACAACCCCCGGCUGUCCUUCAUCCACCCCCGCGCCUUCCACCACCUGCCCCAGGUGGAGACCCUCAUGCUCAACAACAACGCUCUCAGUGCCUUGCACCAGCAGACGGUGGAGUCCCUGCCCAACCUGCAGGAGGUGGGGCUCCACGGCAACCCCAUCCGCUGCGACUGUGUCAUCCGCUGGGCCAACGCCACAGGCACCCGGGUCCGCUUCAUCGAGCCCCAGUCCACCCUGUGUGCGGAACCGCCAGACCUCCAGCGCCGACCAGUCCGCGAGGUGCCCUUCCGGGAGAUGACGGACCACUGCCUGCCCCUCAUCUCCCCACGCAGCUUCCCCCCGAGCCUGCAGGUGGCCAGCGGAGAAAGCAUGGUGCUGCACUGCCGAGCACUGGCUGAACCCGAACCCGAGAUCUACUGGGUCACCCCCGCUGGGCUUCGACUGACGCCAGCCCGGGCAGGCAGGAGGUACCGAGUGUACCCUGAGGGGACCCUGGAGCUGCGGAGAGUCACGGCGGAAGAGGCAGGACUGUACACCUGCGUGGCCCAAAACCUGGUGGGGGCUGACACGAAGACAGUUAGUGUGGUCGUUGGCCGUGCUCCUCACCAGUCAGGCAGGGAUGAGGAGCGGGACCUGGAGCUCCAGGUGCAGGAGACUCACCCCUACCACAUCCUGCUGUCUUGGGUCCCUCCACCCAACACCAUCUCCACCAACCUCACGUGGUCCAGCGCCUCCUCCCUUCGGGGCCAGGGACCCACUGGUGUGGCCCGCCUGCCCCAGGGCACCCACAGCUACAACAUCACCCGCCUCCUGCAGGCCACAGAGUACUGGGCCUGCCUGCAAGUGGCCUUUGCUGAUGCCCACACCCAGUUGGCUUGUGUAUGGGCCAGGACUAAAGAGGCUACUCCUUGCCACAGAGCCCUGGGGGACCGGCCUGGGCUCAUAGCCAUCCUGGCUCUGGCUGUCCUUCUGCUAGCAGCCGGGCUGGCCGCCGGGCUGGGUGCCCAGCUUGGCACAGGCCAGCCCAGGCAGGGAGUGGUCGGGCGGCCUCUCCUGCCAGCUUGGGCGUUCUGGGGCUGGAGUGCCCCCUCUUUCCGGGUGGUGUCUGCACCCCUGGUCCUGCCCUGGAAUCCAGGGAGGAAGCUGUCCAGAUCUUCAGGAGGGGAGACGCCAUGGUCACCUUUGUCUCAGAAUUCUUGAAGCUCGGCCUGCUCUCAGCAGCAGAGAAAGAACGAGGACUACUUUUCACCAAAAGGGAAGCAAUCUGGGCCAGAUGCCCCGCCAGGAGAGUGACACGGACCCAUGUGCUCGAGGUCUGGCAGCUGGACCUAGACAGAUGGGGCUUUAUAGCCCCAGGGGGUGCUCCCACGACCUCCAAAAAGCCGUCCUUACCUUCUGGAGCUCCUCUGCAGCCAUUCUGAGGAACGUCUCCAAGGACCAGGAAGGACUCUGGCUAGAGCCUGCCCCUCCCUCUUUUCCCAUGUGCCCAGAGGCCCUGGGCCUCCGCUUGGCUGUCCCCUGCCCAUGGCCCCAGGCCGUGGCCCACAGGAUGCAUCCCCUUCCUCUUCUCUUUCUUUGUACAGUCUCAGUUGCUCACUCUGUCUCUUCCUGGGCAGGGCUGAAGGAGACCUCUCCUUCCUAUCUCGGGGACUACUCUCCCAGGGGAAGUGGCCCUCCUGGAUCUGAAGGACACUGUGGGGAGGGCUGCCCAGGAAGGCCUCACCCUGGCACCCAGGCUUGGCUCUCUGAAGCUGACUUUCUAUAGGCAAUUUUGUACCUUUGUGGAGAAAUGUGUCACCUCCCCCAACCCAAUUCAUUCUUUUCUCCUGUUUUGUAAAAAAUAAAAAUAAACAACAACAAUAACAAUAAUAAUAAGGGGGGGA